UAAACAAAAGCCUUCAGCUGCUCAGGUGCUAUAAAGAGCAGCAGCAGUUCCACAGGUAACACACUCACAGAGGACAAGCACAGCAGCAACAGCAGCUGAACAACUCAAUAAGCAUCAUGACCUCCAGCAGCAUGAACAUGAUGAGCAGGAUCAUCUUCUACGAGGACAGAAACUUCCAGGGACGCUCCUAUGAGUGCAGCAGCGAUUGUGCCGACAUGUCCUCCUACAUGAGCAGGUGCCAUUCCUGCAGGGUGGAGAGAGGCUGCUUUGUGGUUUACGACCGCACCAACUUCACGGGUAACCAGUACUUCAUGAGGAGGGGAGAGUACGCCGACUACAUGAGCACGAUGGGAAUGAGCGACUGCAUUAGGUCCUGCCGUAUGAUCCCCAUGCACCGUGGCUCUUACAGGAUGAGGAUUUAUGAGAGAGAGAACUUUGGAGGCCAGAUGCAUGAGAUGAUGGAUGACUGUGACAACAUCAUGGACCGUUACCGCAUGUCCAACUGCAUGUCGUGUCACGUGAUGGACGGCCACUGGCUGAUGUAUGAGCAGCCCCACUACAGAGGAAAGAUGAUGUACAUGAGGCCUGGAGAGUACCGGAGCUUCAUGAACAUGGGCAUGGGCCACACGAGGUUCAUGAGCAUGAAACGCAUCAUGGACUCCUACUUUUGAAAUUGCUAUUCCAAUAAAUGGUUAAUUUGAA
This is a messenger RNA of Nothobranchius furzeri (turquoise killifish), 702 nucleotides long. RefSeq names its product gamma-crystallin M3-like. NCBI's taxonomy places the organism in Eukaryota, Metazoa, Chordata, Actinopteri, Cyprinodontiformes, Nothobranchiidae. Gene Ontology annotation, molecular function: structural constituent of eye lens. Gene Ontology annotation, biological process: lens development in camera-type eye; visual perception. The record is from RefSeq and is a predicted model, not a curated record.